UGGCACUUGUCAUCUCUUCGUGACGUGCUUGAUCAUUUGAGCGGGAAGAAGGCCUUCAAAAGCAGAACCCGCCGCAGUCCAUCGAUAUCCCAAAUUUCCACUCUCCACCACCUAAACGAAUAAUGCCUACUGAAAUCAAAUCCCUGCAAGAAUUCCGCAAUAUCAUCGACUCCAAUGAGCCCUGCAUUAUCGAUUUCUGGGCAUCAUGGUGUGGUCCAUGCAGGAUGAUUGCUCCUGUCUACGAGAAAUUCUCGACCGAGCAUCCGCAGCUCAAGUUUUACAAGGUCGAUGUCGAUGCUCAACAGGAGAUCAUGCAAGAGUGCGGCAUCCAGGCUAUGCCCACUUUCCAAGUUUACCACAAAGGCAACAAGAUCUCUGAGACAAAGGGUGCUGUUCCUCAAGCGCUUCUUAAUUUGGUUAUGGAGGGUAAGGCCUUAGCCUGAUCGAACAAGUUGUAAUAACAAUGUACAUCUUAUGCCGCCGUACUUUUUCUAUCGCGCGAGAUCGAUGUUCUAAUCACUUCAUAACAAAAACUGUAAUAUUGUAUUCUUUUGCGGGGAUGUUUCUGGUCUGCGCCCCGGUCGAUGACGGACGAGUCGGGCUGAAAUGUAACUCUGCAAGUAAGGAUUAAUGGCAAAAAUAAUUCAUUUGACG
Marasmius oreades (fairy-ring Marasmius) is the source of this 654-nucleotide messenger RNA. RefSeq lists its product as uncharacterized. NCBI's taxonomy places the organism in Eukaryota, Fungi, Basidiomycota, Agaricomycetes, Agaricales, Marasmiaceae. The record is from RefSeq and is a predicted model, not a curated record. The transcript is spliced from 4 exons. Gene Ontology annotation, molecular function: protein-disulfide reductase activity. The coding region runs from base 123 to 443 and encodes 106 amino acids.